This is a messenger RNA of Daucus carota subsp. sativus, 4393 nucleotides long. RefSeq names its product BAG family molecular chaperone regulator 6. NCBI's taxonomy places the organism in Eukaryota, Viridiplantae, Streptophyta, Magnoliopsida, Apiales, Apiaceae. Gene Ontology annotation, biological process: protein folding. The record is from RefSeq and is a predicted model, not a curated record. The transcript has 3 exons. The coding region runs from base 222 to 4241 and encodes 1339 amino acids. Gene Ontology annotation, molecular function: protein-folding chaperone binding. Gene Ontology annotation, cellular component: plasmodesma.
AACAUAAAAAAAAAAAAAAAGCAGCAACACACACAUCAAAAACAAAAAGCGAUCAUUUAAGUUGUUCUGGGUUGGUGGAUUAGAUUCGUUUCGAUAACUCUCUUACUUGGAUUGUGGUGGAACUACGACUCCUGCCAUUGUUUUCUCUUUGAUUUAAGGUGGUAAUUUUGUUGGUUUUGGUGUUAAUUGUGUUUCAUUAUUAUUGAAACCAAUUUGGGAGGAUGUAUCCUGGCUGUAGAUUCUUGGAUUUUCACCCCCGGCAGAUGGAACAAAUGUCUUAUGCUCCCCAUCACUGCCCUGGUCUUGGAUAUGUGAAGAUGGAUACUGCGAGGCCCCCUGUCGCCUUUCCUUGUUAUGCUUGUCCAUAUCCAUUGCCGUACUACGGCUGCUAUCACAACCACAACCAAGUUCCGGAAUAUCCUGCUCAUCAUCCUCAUUAUGCACCACCCCCGCCAGUUUAUUGUCAUGGAAACUACCCUCCGCUUCCAGGAAACUACCCCUUUCAAUAUCUUCCUACUCAGCAUUAUUCUGUGGUGGAUCCACGUUAUGAGUAUGACAAGAAGGGUCCGGUAGAUCAUCAUUGUUGUGGAUGUCCAAACUACCUGUGCCAGCAGAAGGAGAACAAAAAUGUCAAGAUCGAGGAACAAACUUUCGAUAAUGACAAGGACAGAGUUGUCUCUUGGGUUCCUCCUGAGGUGAAAGAUCAAUCAUAUCCACUUCUAUGGAUUCCACCAGGCUACAAAAGAAGUGAACAAGGUGAACAAACUAUUAAACCAGAAUCUAAUAGCGAGACCAGUCUUGACAAGGAAGCCAAGGAAUGCUUGAAGCCUCGUGGGCAGGAGCCAGGUGUUUGGAGCGGGUGGUUACCCAUAGAUCUAAACAACCUUAAAUCUCUAGGACAGGUGAAAGGCGAUGAAGGGACUGAACCUCAACAAAACGAGGAAUGUAAAAGUUCAUAUCCAGUGGGUUUCAUGCCUUGCAAUCCCAAACAGGACAAAGUGGAGCAUAAAGAUGGAGAUCAAAAGUCUAUUUGGGAUCCUUCACAGUAUGGAAUAUUUCCUCUAAAGUUUAUUGAAAAUCAGGAUAAGAAGACUAUGCCUGAGGGAGAUACAGAACACCCUGAAAAGUUUAGAUCAGAGGAUGGUCCAAGGCCCGGAGAUAAAAAUGUCGUAAAGAAGAUUAUUCCGGUUAAACAGAUGGAUCAAUCUGAGGAGAAAGGAUUUUUAAAAGAUGGUCAAACCGAGGAAAAUCGGGCACCAAAAGUUGAGAAGAACCACAGUGAAAUGCAUUUGAAGCAUACAGAUAAGAAAGGUGAGAAGAAACAUUUGGAAAACAAUAGCAAUGGGCAGUCUUCCCAUUCGAAAACAUCAAAGUUGCCCCCUGUUUGUCUACGUGUUGAUCCACUGCCAAGUCGAAGAACCAAAAGUGGAAGCUCGAGGUCUCCAAGUUCUCCAGCAAACCAAAAAAAUCCAGAUAUGUUGUCACGCGACAACAAGUCUUCUUCCUCAUCAACUGUGCAAGCAAACAAUCAGCAAGAUGUGCAGUCCUCUGCAGACUCAGAUCUAGGCAGACUUCAGAACGAAAAAAAGGUAAAAAAUAUUGAAGUACUUGACAGUACGGAGAGUAACAUUAAGAAAGAAGCCUGCAAAGAGGAUUUAUCUCAGUCUUUCGCUGAUGCUUCAGCCUCUGACUUGCAAGAGAAGGUUUCAAGCGGUUCUGAAGAAGGAAAGGGUGAAAAUAGUGAUCAGGAAAAUUAUGUAGGAGUUAAAGGAGUUAAGGAUGUGGAUAACUUAUCUGAAGAUCUAAAAAAGGAUGAAGAGCUAACAGUUGAGGGUCAAUCUGGUGAUGUUAAAGGUGAAACAGGAGCUACUGGAGGGCCUUUAGAUACGAGGGAAUCUGAACUGGGAAGUACCAAUGGAGCACCAUGCCAGAAGUUCUCAGAUGCUGAAGCAGCUGCAAUCAUUCAAUCAGCAUAUCGGGGAUUUGGAGUUAGGAGAUGGGAACCUUUGAAGAAAUUGAAGGAAAUUGCUAGAAUCAAAGGAGAACUGAUCAAGGUCAGGCAAGAUGUUCAAAAUCUUGUUUCCUCGGGUAGCGGGAAUGUUGACAAACAGAGGAUAUUGAUUGGAGAAGCUAUAAUGAACCUUUUGCUACAGUUGGACACAAUGCAGGGUUUGCAUCCAAGUAUUAGGAACAUAAGGAAAGCUGUAGCAAAAGAACUUGUUAGUCUGCAGGAGAAACUUGAUUCCAUUACUUUUCAGCAUUCUGAUGAACUAAAGGAAUCUGAUAAAUCCGAACACGUUGAAGAAAUUUCCGAGAGAACCGGUGAGGAGGACUUGGUAAAACCAGGGGAAGACAGACAUGAGCAAGAAACACCCUCUCCUAGUUAUGUGAAGUCUGGUGCAAUAGAACUAUGUCAAGACAAACCUCACACAGUGAUGGACAUGAACAUUAGCUCAGUUAAUACGGGAAAAUCAGAACUGUUGUUGGGCACAGAUGAAAUGGGCAGGGCUUUGGAAGAGAGAGUGCAAGAUUCUUCAGGUUAUGUGGACCUGAAAGAUCGGCAACUGGAGCCACUCGUUGAAGUAAGAGAACCAAGUGAAGCGCAUGAUGUUGGUGCGAAAGAGCUUCCUCCUCUGAUAGCUGUUGAAGAGAAGAUUAACCCUCCUGUUCAGUUACAUGAUCCAUCUUCUCUGGUCGACUCCAAUUGGUCAAGUAAAGAAGACGAAGAAGAUACUAAGGUAUAUACAGAAGUGUCAUCUCGUGUGUCUCAGCAGAAUUCUGAAGCUCAGAAUUUUGAUGAGGGCUUGCAAAUCGAUGGCGGUAGAUGUAUAGUCAAACCAGGUGAACUAAAGGAUCAUGACUCUUUUCAGGUCGAGUCGAAAGAGCUUCCUCCUUCCAUAAUUGUAGAAGAGAAACCUAACCAUGUUGUUGAGUUACAGAAUGCAUCUCCUCUGUUUGACUCUGGUUGGUCUAGUAAAGAAGAUGAAAUUACCCAAGUAUAUGGAGAGGUGCCUCUUCCAGUGCGAUGUCGACUUGAACUUGUUGAGGAGUCUGGUCUGAUUUCACUGGACAAUGAAGCCAAAGAAACUAGUGCAGAGGGGGAGCCACACAAAAAAUUGCUUGCUGAAUCUCCAAAUUUGUCAGAUCUGGAAGGCAAUAUUGCAACAGCAGUAUGUUCAGAAGGCUCUCCUAAGCCAAACAAUAAUUUAAGCGCCGUAGGAGAUUUAGAGAGAGGCAAGGAACUUAGUGGGGAUGACAUGCUUGGAGCAGAUUUUCUGGACUCAAUUGCGUUAAAGGAGAAACAUGUCAGUAAUAGAGAAGCAGUAGAAAAUGUAUGUGUUGUUGAAGGGGAUGAGAAGUCAGUCAAUAACACGCUGACAGCAACUGGCAUGGUUGACACAUGGGAAAUAUCUGACGUAAAAGAAGUAGCGAAUGCUUGUCAGUUUGGAAGGGAAGGGGAUGAUAAGCCAGUGCAUGACAGGCAGACAGCAGAUAAUGUCAGGGAUGAGGCCAAGGAAAUGCCUGGUAUAAAAGAAGCAGUAAAUGUUUGUGAGGUUGAAGGGAAUGAUAAGCCAGUUGAUGACGUGCAGGCAGCAGACAUUGUUGGGAUUGAGCAUUGGGGAACAGGAGAAGAUAAUGAGUUUGAAAAGGAUGUUGGAUCAGUUAAAAACAUGGAACUUAUUGGAACUUGUGGGACUGAAGAUGCAGUAUCUGGCGAGGUGGUCCAUCCAGAAGAGACCGGAAUCUGUAACAUUAAACAGGAAAUGGAAGAGGAUGAAAAUCAGGAUAUGUGGGAAGAUAAGUUUGAUAACAAGGAAAUCUGUCAAAAACACAGUGAUGGUAACAUAUUUGAGAUCCCGAGAGACGAGCAAUUGCUGGUGAAAGAGCUUGACACUGAGAAAGUCAACAAGCAACCUCACAGAGAAUGUGCAGCUGGAGAAGAGGAUUUGGCAGGGGAAGAGCUUGUUGCCGAGCUACCACAGAAAGAAGUUCCAGCAUCAUUGCCGAUCUUGGGCCAAAUCUCCAGUGUUACUGAAACAGAAAGUGACAAAAAGUUGGCCAUAGAGAACGAGGAGCUGAAGGAAGCGGUGGAGAAGCUAAUUGCAGCAGGGAAAGAACAGCUGACUGCCAUAUCUAGUCUGUCGGAAAGAGUGAAGGACUUGGAGAAGAAAUUAUCAAGAAAAAAGAAGCUGAAAAUGAGAAGACAGAAAUCUCCGGGUCAGUAUCUUCUUCAAGUGUAAUGCCUUGAAUGUACGUGUAAAAUAAGGUGCAGUGUGAUCUAUAAUGAAAACCAGUAUGUUUUAUGUAAAUGUUUUGUUGUAAGAGUCUAUCAGAAGGUCUGUAACUUGGAGUUGUUGGAUUUUGAAUAAAUUUACUAGCUUUUGCUUGUUCA